Messenger RNA from Capsella rubella, 1134 nucleotides. Its product is annotated as aldo-keto reductase family 4 member C8. NCBI's taxonomy places the organism in Eukaryota, Viridiplantae, Streptophyta, Magnoliopsida, Brassicales, Brassicaceae. The coding region runs from base 86 to 1021 and encodes 311 amino acids. Gene Ontology annotation, molecular function: aldose reductase (NADPH) activity. Gene Ontology annotation, cellular component: cytosol. The transcript has 7 exons. The record is from RefSeq and is a predicted model, not a curated record.
CUCCAUCUAGUUUCUUGAUUUCAUCACCUUCUUCUCUCUUUUCUUCUUCUGUUGCAUAGAAAUAUCCAAGAGAAUUUUGAAAAAGAUGGCAGCUCCGAUUCGAUUCUUCGAGCUGAACACUGGUGCCAAGUUACCUUCGGUCGGCCUAGGAACCUACGCCAUGGUCGGUACAACUAUCGAACAGGCGAUUAAGAUUGGGUACAGACAUAUCGACUGUGCUUCUAUCUACGGUAACGAGAAAGAGAUUGGUGUUGUAUUCAAAAAGCUGAUUGAUGAUGGUGUUGUCAAGCGUGAGGAGUUAUUUAUCACUUCCAAGCUCUGGUGCAACGAUCAUUUGCCUGAAGAUGUGCCUAAGGCACUUGACAAAACAUUACAGGACUUAGAGAUUGACUAUGUUGAUCUAUAUCUGAUACAUUGGCCAGUGAGCUUGAAAAAGGAAUCACCUAAGCCAACACCUGAGAUGCUCACUAAACCUGACAUACCAAGUACAUGGAAAGCAAUGGAAGCUCUGUAUGACUCUGGAAAAGCUCGGGCAAUUGGUGUAAGCAAUUUCUCCACGAUGAAGCUCAAAGAUCUUCUUGAUGUGGCACGUGUAACCCCGGCUGUUAACCAAGUGGAAUGUAACCCAGUUUGGCAACAACAAGGUCUUCACGAGCUAUGCAAAUCCAAAGGAGUUCACUUGUCUGGUUACUCUCCUUUGGGUUCCCAAACUAAGGGAGAAGUCAGGCUAAAGGUUCUCCAGAACCCGAUUGUCACAGAGGUUGCAGAGAAACUAGGAAGAAGCACAGCUCAAGUGGCUCUCCGUUGGGGACUCCAAAUGGGUCAUAGUGUUCUACCAAAGAGCUCGAGCGAGGCUCGGCUCAAGGAGAAUCUUGAUGUUUUUGACUGGUCCAUACCUGAAAAUCUGUUUGUCAAGUUCUCUAACAUUCCUCAGGAGAAGUUAGUCCGAGCUGCUGAGUUUGCGCAUGAGACACACGGCUUCUAUAAGACCCUUGAUGAGUUAUGGGACGGUGAAAUUUAAGAUAUCUUCCCUCCUUUUCUAUCUGUAAUACCAAUAAGCGACAUGAAAAUAAAUAUGUAAUGUUUUGGAUCGAAAUCUGUUUAUGAAUUUAUAUUAUUCUCCAAUUUGUUCUC